GGUUGAGUUGCUGCCUGUUAACGCUGUUAUGCGCAUAAACAAUGCAGUUAAGGCAAGACAAGCUUUUAAUGGUGUUUCUCCUGCUGGAGUUCAGUGCUCUCAUCUGCAGUGGUGUGUUGCAUCAGAUGGACAUGAAAGAUGGGGACAUGCAUCUCCUGCCUUGUGUCUCCAAGAAAACUAUUGAGACAUGCACGUUGUCCGAAAUGUAUCUUCGAGGUUCUCAGACGACUCGGCUGAAGGUUGUAGCUGGACAGAUGGUCGAAGUUCAUUUAAGAUCAGAUAAUUCCACAAAUUCCACACGAUGCUUUUGGAAACAAAGAGGGACAUCCAGUUUGCUUUUGUUCGAGUCUUUUGAAAGAGGCAUGGAUGGUAUGUACACUGUGGUCUGUGGCGACAGCAAAACUGCCAACAUCUCAGUCCACGUUCAUUCAUCAGCAAGGAGACCAUCAGUGCCACAGCUCACAAUCAGUGGCAGUGAAGAUAGCACGGCUCAUUUUCUAUGCAUUUCUGAGGGAAAUCCCAAACCAGAAAUCAUGUGGUAUGAAAACGAAAAACAUAUCGGUGAAGGUCUAAAGGAGAUAAAAAGGACAGAAAAAGAAGUGACCAAGAGCAAACUGAAUGAUUUGCACUUUCAUGAGUCAAAUAUAAAGUGCUGUGCGACAAACUCACACGGAGAGGAAUGCGCCUACAUUUAUCAUUAUGACCUUAACAGCGGCAUGGUGAAAAGCGAGGCUCCUCGGAUUCUGCUGCGUCCUGGUCAGUCUCUCUCGCUCCGAUGUCAUAAAAUGGACCAAAACAAUAUCGACGACCUUGACAUGAAGUGGUACUUCAACAACACAGAGCUCAGAGGAGUGCGUUCACUCUAUUUUACCAAAAUGAUGGAGUAUUAUUCCGUUCCCUCGGUUAGUGUGAAUGAUAGUGGAGAGUAUCAUUGCAAGAGCAAUCAUGGGCAAACGAAAGCCAUAAAGGUUCAGGUUCAUGAAAAUGACUUUCUGGAGAUCCCAAAGCUGAAAAAACAUAUCAUGAUCCAACACAAAGACAAGGCAAAAUUUUGCUUCCAGUCUGAGGUGCUUUCUCAUCCAAAAGCUCAAUGUCACUGGAUCACCCCAAGCGGCACCAUAGUGCAGUGCAGCGAAACUCAAUACCUCUGGGGUGAAAGCACUUUUACGCUGUGUAACCCAGAACCAGGCCGAUAUCAGAUCCAACUGAGGGCCGGUAGAAAAGUUGUCACAGAAAGUAUGUCCCUCUGUGUGACAGAUAUUCCUAAGUUUGUGCUACUUCAAGACCUGACCCGAGUCACCUGUAUGACCAAAAGUGUCCAUCCUAUAAAUGUUUCCUGGAUGACCUGUUCAUCAAAUGCUGACUUUCAGGAUCCUUCAGUGUGGAAAGAGACGUACACUGAUUCGCCAGAGUACUCAGACUCUGAACAGUUCUGCCACAAGAACGUCAUCGUCUCUCGGCCUUUGAGCGACAUGAAUGAUCACUUUGUGAAAUGCUGCAAUAAUAAUAAUUCAGUCUCAUACUGUAGUGAGCAAAUCCUCGUGAAAAUAUCUUCAGCAAACUUUUUAUUCCCAGUGGUGGCAUGCAGCCUGUUUGUCUUUGCCCUCAUGCUGGUCAGUGUCCUCCUGAUUCAUCUCAUCCGCAAAAAAAAGCCUGGUUAUGAGACACAGAUCCAGAUGAUUCAGAUGGUGGGACCCUCUGAUAACGACUACAUCUACAUCGACUUCAAAGAUUUUAAAUAUAACCAGAAAUUGGAGUUUCCUCGUGAGAAUCUGGAACUGGGGAAAGAGCUGGGCUCUGGAGCUUUUGGCAUGGUCGUGCAGGCCACAGCAUAUGGGAUCAGCAAGCCUGGAGUGUCCAUGCAAGUUGCAGUGAAAAUGCUAAAAGAGAAGCACCAAGCAGUAGAAAAAGAAGCCUUGAUGUCUGAGCUGAAGAUGUUAACUUAUAUUGGACAUCACAUCAACGUUGUGAACCUGCUGGGAGCCUGCACUAGCACAGGUCCCAUUUACCUGAUCUUUCAAUUCUGCCGUUAUGGAGACCUGCUGAACUACCUGAAGAACAAGAGGGAGCAUUUCUACAAGUCCUUAACUGAUGCUUUCAAAAAGGACAGGUUCAGCAGCUUGUACAACAACUACCAGUGGAAGAGAAACUCUAGUGGUGAUCAGUCUGGUGAUAACCCGUACGUGCCCAUGGCUCCAGUGAACAAGGAGCUGGAUCCGCUGCUCAGUUCCACGGAUAUUAAUGAGGAUAUAUUUGAAGAUGAAGAUGAAGAUGAGGAGGACCUUCAGACGCUCACCUAUGAAGAUCUCCUGAGCUUCUCCUAUCAAGUGGCUAAGGGCAUGGAAUUCCUUUCCUCCAAAAACUGUAUCCAUCGAGACCUGGCAGCCAGAAAUAUCUUAGUAACCCGAAACAGGCUGGUGAAGAUUGGUGAUUUUGGUUUGGCACGAGAUAUUGAAAACGACUCGAACUAUGUGGUGAGAGGAAAUGCUCGUUUGCCGGUGAAGUGGAUGGCCCCGGAGAGUAUAUUUAAAGGGAUGUACACCAUGCAGAGUGAUGUCUGGGGCUAUGGCAUCCUGCUCUGGGAGAUCUUCUCUCUGGGUGUGACUCCAUAUCCUGGUAUUAAAGUGGAUAACACCUUCUAUACCAUGAUCGAAAGAGGGUUUCAGAUGGAGCGCCCGUAUUAUGCCUCUGAGUCUGUGUAUAAGGUGAUGUCCCACUGUUGGGCUUUGGAACCCAAAGACCGACCCUGUUUCUCCAAACUGGUGGCUUUCAUGGAGUACCAGCUGAGUGAUGUUGAAGAUCGGCUCUACUAUAAUGUCGAAGGGCAGAAAAAUGGUGACUCUGUGUACCAGAAUGCUCCACUGACCUCAGAACCACAAGAAAUAGUAAAAGAAGAUGUACGUCAGUCAUCAGUGACAGAUUCUGAAUCCACAUAGUCACAGAAUAACCUGGAAAUACAGUAAAUACUCACCAUUAGAAACUGCUCAAGGUUCCACUCAGUUACCAUAAUCAGAGCUGGGUGAUAUGACUAAAACAUCAGAUCACGAUUCUUAAAGGUAUUUCUAAGAUACACAAUAUGUAUCAUGAUAUACAGUAUACAGUAGGUUUACUCAGAAACUGCCAGCAAUACAGUAAGUUUUGCAUUUUAAAAAAAUGUUUGAUUUAUAGAA
This is a messenger RNA of Neoarius graeffei (lesser salmon catfish), 3170 nucleotides long. It is a transcript of the gene flt3, whose product is annotated as fms related receptor tyrosine kinase 3. The transcript has 24 exons. The record is from RefSeq and is a predicted model, not a curated record. Gene Ontology annotation, cellular component: signaling receptor complex. The coding region runs from base 42 to 2936 and encodes 964 amino acids. Gene Ontology annotation, biological process: protein phosphorylation; B cell differentiation; multicellular organism development. NCBI's taxonomy places the organism in Eukaryota, Metazoa, Chordata, Actinopteri, Siluriformes, Ariidae. Gene Ontology annotation, molecular function: ATP binding; transmembrane receptor protein tyrosine kinase activity.